AAUCAAUCACAUUUAUGCUUCUUUAUAAAGCUGUAUUUAAAUCUUUUGAAUCUAGCUUUAAGUCGAAGAUGAAUAUGAAAGACUUUCACUUCUAAGUGAGGGUAUCAAAGAAAUUACAUCUUAAAUGCCUAAGAUAGAAACUAUUGAAAGCACAGCUCUUAUUAAGUUUUGUAAAUAUAUUUAACUAUUUAUAAGUAAUCUGUUGUUAUCCAUUUUAAUAAGAUAAUAUAAAUAUGUUGGUUUAAGCAUUUUUUGAAUAUUAUAAGAAUGAAAACUUUUUUUGGGCAUAUACAUAAGCAAUAUCACAAAUUGGAGAAUUUUAAGAGAGCAAACCAGCAACCUAUAAAAAAUAAUCUAUAUAUGAUAUUUAUUAAAGAAAAUAGUAAAAUUUUAUUAUAUUUUUAGAAAGGAAGGUAAAACUGGUUUAAAUCACUUUUAUCAUUUUUCAAAUACUGCAUAAUAAAUGAUGACUAAAGUUAAAUUGUAUAUCUGUUCGUGUCUACCUAACUAUUUUACUUUAGCCAUUGAUUUAGGAAUAGACAUAUCAAGAAUAUAUGACAUAUUUAGAAUUUAUUUACAUAAUACAAAUAAUAAGGAAUUAAUAUUUGAAUUGAUAGAAAAAUUUGAGAGUUUGAAAAAAACUUUAUUUUAUAAUAUGCAUUGGAUUGAAUCAUUUUAAGCUGAAAUAGAUAUUUAUAAACAAACAUUAAUUCCAUAAAAAUUAAGUCUCAAACUCAAAUAAAAUUAAUAAAAUUUGUCGUUACUCUAUGAAUAAUAUAAAUUUUCAAUGGAAAAUUCUUCGUCAUAAAAUUAAUAUUCAGAAGAAAGCAGUCCUUCUAUUGAUUAAAAAGCUAUUAAUAAAUAAAAAAUUGAUCAAUAUUAAGCAGCAUUAUGUAAAUAAAAUUUAUUAAAUUUAAUUGAUGAAUCAAUUGAUUUGUAUUUAUUUCUCAAGCUUAUUAUUAAGCCAUAAAAAUAUGAUUUAAUUGAUGAUUGGAAUGAUAAGUACAGUGAAACUACUAUAAAUAAAGAUUUUUAAGGUUUUAAAACAAAUUGUACAGAAUUAGAUGAUUUAUUAAUAAUUAGAUCUUUCAAAGCUUUAAAUUCUGUUUUAAAGUGCACCAAAAUUGAAAUCUUAAAAAUAAAAAUACAAAACAUUAUCCCAAAAUUAUGUAUUAUAAAUUAUUUUUACUAGUUCAAUUAAUAUAUAAAGUCCUUCGAGAUCCUGAAUAAAAUGUAAAUUUGUAUCAUCUUGGUUCAUUAAUAAAUAAAAUAUUAGAAAUGUGUCCUAAACAUGCAACCUACUAAAUAAUUAAAUUAAAUUUAUUAUUCUCAUUUUCUUAAUUUUUUUAUAACAGCAUUAUUAUCAAUUUAAUUUUGGAAAUUUUAGAUUUAGACACAGAUAGAUAUAAACUUGGUUACUUUGUUUAAGAAUAAGUAUGGACAUAUAUUAAUGAUACAGAUUGGUUUUAGUAUUUAUUUGCUUCUCUAUUUAAAUAAAAUAUUGAAACACAUAAAAAAGAUGAAAGUUAUUAAAGUGAAAAAAAAGUAAAAUAUUUUAAAAUUAAUUAGACAAAAGUUUUGAGUAUGUUGUAAUCUUUAAAUAGAAAUUAAAGAGGUUCUACAAAAUAAGAAAUUACUGUAAAUAAAUCAUAUUUUUUUUAAACUUUCAGUACAAAUGAAAAAUUUGAAGAUUUUCAACCUUAUGAUUUUUUAAAUGACAAAGAUGUUGAUAAUUUAAAAUACUUUCAUUAAGAUAAAUAAAAUUUUGACUAUCAAUAAUUAAUAAAAUAGAUUGAGUAACAAAAGUUGAUUUAAGAAUAAAAAGCAUGUAAAGUAAAUAUUGAAUAAUAAGAAAUACCUUCCCCUCAAAGAACUAAAUUUGUGAGAUAAACAAUAGAAAUCCCUCUCAAAAAAAAAUAAGUUUCAUUACCAAAAUUGAAUAAUAUUGCUUUAAAAUCUCCUCUUAAAAAUGUGAAUUCUCCUUUAUCAAAAGAGAGUUCCAAGAAUUUAUCAAUAGAUAAAGAUGUGUAAUUAAGUUAAAAAUCCAAGUAAUCUUCUUCAAGUAUAAGACGAUCAGAUAAUUAAGAUGAUUCUUUUUCAUCAAAUAAAAUAUUAAAAACAUAUUAAUCAACUAGCAAAACAAAUGCAAGCUUGUUUAAAUAGAAUUAGUAAAGUAAUUAAAUUAAGGAUGUUGAAUUAAUGGAAUCUCUUUAAUUUAUAUAUUAUUUAUUGAAUUCUUUGUAGUUAUGUUAAACUAAAUUUUUGAAUCCCAGGAACUGUAAUUAUAUUGAAAAAACAAGUAAAAUAUUGACAGCAGAGAAUUUAGCGCACAUUUUUUAAAAUUUCGUAAAUAAGAUAUUUAAGGAUGAUAUCGGAUUAAUUUGUGGUUAAAUUUUGAAUAGCAUAUAUAAAUUUGUUUUGAGUAAUCAUUUAGAUAUGUAUUACGAAAUACUGAAUGAAUAAUUUUAUAAUUUUAUUUAGGAAAUUGGAGGUUUAUUUUAAUUUAUGGAGAGAUAUUAGAAUUGUGGAUUUAAGAGACAUAUAAUUACAUCAAUUUUUUUUAAUGGAUAUAUUUUAAAUAAUUAUUAAUGUUAAAAUUACUUAGAAUUAAAUAUUUAUAAAUAUUUGAGUAAUAAAAUAUUUGGUUAGCUUUAACAAUAUUUAAUUUGCAGUCCUGAAAACAGUAAUUAUCAACUACAAUUUAUAAAGUAAAAGUUUAGAUAAUGAUUAGUUUUUUAAAUUGUAUCUUUUCUAUGGCCCCAGCUUAUUUGAUUCAAUAAAUUUUAUUUAAUUAUGGUUUGCUUUAAGUUUUAUUUGAAUCAUAAAGAGUGAUUAUAUUAAAUGAUGUAAAAAAUGUUUAGAGUUCUCUACAUUAUUUUGCUAUACAAAUAAUAUAUUUAAUUAGAGAUGUAUUAUAGAAAAGAUAACUACAAGUUAUUUUAGAUAAUCUUUAACCUUUAGAUUUAUGGUACAAACUUUGUAAAGCAAGUGAGAGUUUAUAGAUGGUGAAAUUGGAACAGAUAAAAGUAGUUGAUCCAAAAGAAUAGAUAUUAUUUUCAAGGAUGAAGAUGAGAUAAUAGUUACUUAAAAAAUAGUAAACAGUAUAAAGAAAUGAGACAAUGGAGACAUAAUAAGCAGAAUUAUGUUUAACUCCUGAUUUAACACAUAGAACAUUAAAAAAUUAUAGAUUACGUAAACAAUUUGAUUUAUGA
Molecule: messenger RNA, 3212 nt
Organism: Paramecium sonneborni
Lineage: Eukaryota; Ciliophora; Oligohymenophorea; Peniculida; Parameciidae
Source: the annotation of a GenBank genome assembly